CGAGCAUAUACCUUCACCAACUAUAUAUACAUGUAGAAAUCUUUUCGUACGUAUGUAGGUGGAAGAAGCUGAUCAGCUAGAGAAUGGAGAUGGAACAGCAGUUGGUUGGAGUGGGACGAGGCACAAAAAAUUGUGGUAAGCCUAGACCUUGUGGCUGCAGCCAAGCAACAACUCUAUUUUCUGGGCGUCGUUGACCGGAACCGUUGGCUGUAUGAAAGCCCCGGUCUUGAUAAGGCCAUCACUAGCUACGGUACAUCUCCGACUGCAAGAUGCUUUAUGGAACUAUUCUUGAUAACUAUCAUGUGGCCUCUUCUACUAAAGGAAUGUCUAAGGGGGAAACAGAAAAAGUGUGGAAACAAUUAUAUCCCAGUGAACCGUUUGAGUUGGAGAUAGGAAGAGCUCUUUCUUGCCAUGAACCUUCACAAACAUCUGCUCAGCACAUAAAGUGCAUGAGCAACGACUAUGACUUGGUUUCAGCGGUGAAGAGGCAAAGCUCAUUUUUCAUGAAGGUAUCAAGACCUCUAAUUUACAAUGAACUUUACCUUAAAGGGGCCGUGGAUAGAUACAAAGGGUUCUUGCAUCUAAUCAAACGAAAUGAAGAAAACUUUUGUUGUGUACCAACUCGAGACAUUGAUCUGAUAUGGCACACUCAUCAGUUACAUCCUGUUUCCUAUUGCAAAGACCUUAUGAAACUACUUGGCAAGGUCGCGGGUCACAAUGACAGAGUAGAACAUAGUAAGUUGGAAAUAGGGUUCUCUACGACCACAAAGCUUUGGGAAGGGACAUAUGGUCGUAGAUAUUAUAGAGAUGCUAAGAUGUACCGACGCAACUCAAUGUUACCUCUUGAAGAUUAUCAUGACCACCUCUCUCACCAUUACACUACAUUAAACAAAAACAUCAGCACUACAGAUAUAGGAUUAUUACGUCUUCCCGAAACCGAGGAUCGGAGGUUCUGGAGGUAAUGUUGGAGUUUGUUGGUUUAAAGAAUGUACCGAAGAAGGAGGAGGGGAGGAGGUUGUUUGUAGCAUUCAGUAAAGAAGGGUCAGAUCGAGUCUUCCAUGCAAAGGGAAGACUUGACAUUCCAUCGCCAUCGCCAUCGCCGAUGACAACUAUGAGCAAUGGUGGGGAAUAUCUGGUAACUUGCUUCCAAUGUGAACCUAGUGGGAAUUUGAUCUUUGAACUUAUGAGUGAACCAUGGAGCUCUAGCAAUAAUACUCUCCCACUAUCUCAUGAACCUCUUCAUGUGAAGAAGACUAUGGGUUCCUUUUCUGUCUCUUUAGGAGAGUUGUUAUCAGCAGCAAUUUCUUCUUCUUCUUUUUCUAAUAAUAAUAAUAAGCUUGUGACUAUGGAGAAAUGGUUUCAAAUAGCAGUAGUUACUGCAGAUUCAAAUAGUUCUAUGAUCUCAAAGCCCAUCUUUUUGGGAAUUUCAAUCUCAGUUUCCAUGCCAACUAAGACACCAUAUGUGCUUCACAUGAUUCCGGCUUCUCCACGACCACCAAAAUCUAAAAGUUCUUCCCUUUUUCAUUUCAAUACUCUCAAGAAUCAACAUUGGACCCGCGUUGUGGACGAAUGUGGUGACCAGAUCAUCCACCUCCAAAUGAGAUUAAGUACUUCCCUGGUUGGAAGAUGGAUUAUCACCUCAAGCAUUCUGAGAAGGAAAAAACUGAAAACGAAUUCAUGACCGCAAUAGAGUUCUCGGAUGAACACCCAUAUGGCAAGGCAAUGGCUAUGAUCGACUUCAAUUCUGGUGCAGUCAAUGUAAAUAAUUUUUUAUCAUUUUGGGCUUAAUAUAUAAUUGGAGUUGUGUGUGUACGUGUGUGUAUGUAUAUAUAUAGCUUAUUGAUCACUCGCCCUUUAUAUUAUUAAAAAAAUUGAAUAUAGGUGAAAGAGGAUUGGUUACUUAUGCCUGUACUGGUAAUUGCUUUUAUACUCUUCGACAUUCUCAAAAAGAAAGGAGUGUAUG
Molecule: messenger RNA, 1963 nt
Organism: Cuscuta epithymum
Lineage: Eukaryota; Viridiplantae; Streptophyta; Magnoliopsida; Solanales; Convolvulaceae
Source: the annotation of a GenBank genome assembly